AAAAAAUAGAGUGUAGUCACCGGAGGAAGGCGGGGAUACGCAAUCUGACGUCGCAACUUCGGCGACCAAUCGUAGUGCUUGUGGACUAGACGCCGCCAAGCUCGUUUUUUUGUUUGAGGUGACGGGAAGAGGAGGAAUACAAGGGCUUAGAAAGAAAUUUGAAAGCUAAAGGAAGAGGAUAAAAGAAAACAGACAGUGCACACAAUAUUUGAGGAGGAGUUGCUGCUAUAUAUGUUCCUGCUGUUGUGUCUGUCGGGUGCAGUCAGUGGUUCGAGUCACUUAGGACUUAGAGGCGCGAGACCCGUCACGAGCCGGGCAGCAGCGCGUGCACCCCUUCAUUGCACACACAUUUACAGUAUUAAACCGCAUUGUAGAAGUAGAUCUCAUCAUAUAGUUGUUGGCACUGAGGAUGUAUCUUCUCGGCCCGGCCCUGUCAGCAACUCCUCCUCCUCUUUUCGCCCAGUGACACCCCAGAUCUCUCUCUGCCUUUGCUCCCCUAUACUUUGCAUCGGUUAAGACGUAUAAAGUGGUGCCCCUCCUGUGCUUCCUCUGUGACCACCAACAGCCCCAGUCUGACUAUAGUUACACCUGUGUGUAUUCUAGUACUGCUUUCCUGUCGCCUCUCAUAUGAUCCAGAGAGAUCCACCGGUUACCGCGGAGACAGUGUUGCUGCACAGAACGAUAGUACAAUCUACAGCCGCCCAGAGAAAUCUUCAAUACAAUUGACUUUCUGUAGACUGAAAAUUUAACUUCACGUUCAAGCAUCUGAUAACAUGGCAAAAGAUGCAAGUUUAAUUGAAGCAAAUGGAGAGCUUAAAGUCUUUGUAGAUCAAAAUCUCAGUCCUGGAAAAGGUGUAAUAUCUUUACUGGCUGUCCAUCCAUCCUCUGUUAAUACUGCUGGAAAACAACUCCUGCCAAAAACAUUUGGACAGUCUAAUGUUAACAUUGCUCAACAAGUGAUUAUUGGAACACCCCAGAGACAGUCUGCAUCCAACACCAAUCUGCUCGGAAGUCCCCAUACCCCUAAUACGCACUUUGUAUCACAGAAUCAGACUACAGACUCCUCACCAUGGUCAGCAGGCAAGCGAAGUAAAAAAGGUGAAAAAAAUGGCAAGGGCUUACGUCACUUUUCUAUGAAGGUGUGUGAGAAGGUACAGAAGAAAGGAACCACAUCCUAUAAUGAAGUGGCAGAUGAACUCGUAGCAGAAUUCAGCUCAUCGGAUAAUCACAUAUCACCAAAUGAAUCUGCGUACGACCAGAAGAAUAUUAGACGUCGUGUGUAUGAUGCCUUAAAUGUACUUAUGGCAAUGAACAUUAUUUCAAAAGAAAAGAAAGAAAUAAAGUGGAUUGGCCUACCUACAAACUCUGCUCAGGAAUGCCAAAAUUUAGAGAUAGAGAGGCAAAGAAGACUUGAAAGAAUAAAGCAAAAACAAUCACAGCUGCAGGAACUUAUACUUCAGCAAAUUGCCUUCAAGAACUUAGUUCUGAGAAAUCGUCGAACAGAGCAAGAGUCAAAGUUGCAGCCCCCAUCUAAUUCUGUCAUACAUUUGCCGUUUAUCAUAGUAAACACCAGCAAGAAGACAGUGAUUGACUGUAGCAUUUCUAAUGACAAGUUUGAAUAUCUUUUUAAUUUUGAUAACACGUUUGAAAUUCAUGAUGACAUAGAAGUCUUGAAAAGAAUGGGUAUGGCAUGCGGGUUGGAAUCUGGAACUUGUUCAGCAGAAGAUUUAAAAACAGCACGAAGUUUGGUGCCAAAGGCUUUAGAGCCAUAUGUGACGGAAAUGGCUCAGGGAUCAAUUAGCAGUGUGUAUGUCACAUCUUCGUCGGUUCCUGUCUCAAAUGGUAGAAGGUAUUCAGCCAGUGACCUGACUGGAUGUACAGAUGGGAUGCUAACAAAUAGUUCCAAUGGAUCUCAGUACAGUGGCUCCCGGGUGGAAACUCCUGUAUCUUAUGUUGGAGAGGAAGAUGAUGAUGAUGAAGACGACUUUAAUGAGAAUGAUGAUGAUGACUGAACGGAGUGUAGACUUUUUUUUUCUGUGUUUGGUCAAAAGCUUUGGAGAUAUAUAUAUAUAUAUAUUUUUUGUUUGUUUUUAAGGAGAGAGUCUUCACUUAAGUGUCAUCAUUUCUUCGGAGAUAUUAAGAUUUUUAUUUCUCACAACAAAGCAACAUCUUUUUUUGUGGUAUGGAUGUUUUGAUACACACAUUUUGUUUAUUGCGGACUUAUUUUUUUUCCCCCUGAAUUUCUUUAAUUGCCCAUUGGCAUUUUGAUAAAUUCCUUUAAAAAAAUGUAGUUCAUCCGCAUUAAUGAAAUAAAUGACUUGCUUCUCUAUAAGAAAAACAAACCAAAAACUGUUAAUUGAAUGGCCAUUUAUUUGGAAUAUUUCAAGAAUAAUAGUAAUUUAGAGAACAUAUGGUUCUUUGAAAUCAUGCAGUGUCCAAAGAAAGAAAAUUGUUUUUCCCAGGUCAUUGGUAUUUUAGAAAAUCAUUUUAUUAAUUUUAUUGUAAACUUUUUGUUGUAUAUGUUGGUAAAUCGUACAUUUUAUGGCUGAGAUUUUACUGCAAUGCUAAUGCAACUCUAUUAAAUGCCAUGAAGGUUCUAUAAAUUUGUUAUAGUAUAAUCUUGCCUGAAUUUUUACAGGUGAACUUUAAAGCUGUUUUCUUCUGUAGUUGUUUACAAACUUUAAAAGGCACAGUCCCUUAAUAUAAAUUAAAAGGGCUCAACAUUUCAAGUCCUAAACUACUAGCCAGGACAAAAUGUUACUCCACUUCUAAUCCCACCCACGCCCACUACUUUACCUCCUCUUUGCAUAUGUUAAGCCAUUGUGAAACAUUUUGUAAUAUUGUUUUUAUUUUAUACCAUAACAAAUUAUAUAAUGCUACAUACAAUAAUAAAUUAAGAAAAAAAAGUUCAAAGCAGCUAGAAGUUCAGGUGAAGAUAAAAGGAAGUUGUUGAACUGAGAGAUUGCAGAGGGUGCCGCCAGUUAUGUAAGGUCAUAUUAGACCUGGAGAUUUUUAAAAAAAUAAUUAUCUCUCCCUUCUUGCUCUUAACUAUCUUUCUCGACUCCAUCCUCUUACCCUGUCCCUACUUUCUCAGGCUGUAUCUUCUAUUUACACUCUUUCUCCUCCCCCCCCCCCCCCCCCUCCUAUCUCUUCACUCUUUUUUUUUGAUAAUUCUCUUACACUUUUACUUUCUAAUCUCUCUGCCUGCUUACCCUCUCAGAAGUACCAGUCUAAGCAGUAAUGGGGUCCCUACAGCCCUAGAGGAAUAACAUAUACUUGUACUUUCAUCGAUAUAUAAUAUUCAUUUAGUUAAUAGUUUUAGCACACAGCCCAAAAUGUGCAUUUUCCAGUGCUGCAGUGGGAAUGUGCAUUCUGCAAAUACAAUGUGCCAACUUAGCUUGCUUACUUACAACAUGCCACCAGACUUCAGACUCAACAUUCACUAGCUAACUUUUACUUGCCGCUGUUAAAUUUCCACUCGCCAAUGACUAAUGGAAAUUUUGCGCAUAUAUAUAUAUAUAUAUAUAUAUAUAUAUAUGAGAAAUUCAUUUUAAACUCACACCUGUUUCUUAUUAUUAAAUAAAAAAUAUCUUUACAAGAUGUUAAAGGGGUAAUGUUUAAAGAUCUUUUUGCAUUUUAGAACCACACUUUAAAGAAAUGGUAAAGUCAAAAUUAAACUUUCAUGAUUCAGAUAAAGCAUGUAAUGUUAAACAAAUCUUCAGUUUACUUCUAUUCAAUUUUCUAUUGUUGUUACCUAGGUCCCAGAAGCAGCAAUGCACUGCUGGGAGCUUUCCGCUGAUUGAUAGCGGCACAUAUAUGCCUAUUGUCAUUGGCUCGCUUAAUGUGUUCACAUAGUUCACAAUGCAUUGCUGGUCUUUCUACAAAGAGAAAAUAAAUUAAGUAAAUUUGAUAUGUUUGUUUAAAAUGUUAUGCUCUGUGGGAAUCAUCAAAGAAAAUGUCAUUUUAUGUCUCUUUGACUUGACAGUAAAAAGCUUGAAAGGGCCAUAAUAUUUUAAAGGGCCAUAAUAGUAAAAUAAAAAAAACAAAAAUCACAUGCUCUGCGUGCCCUGAGCGUGCGUUCUACUGUGUGCUUUUAGCCCCUUUGCAGGGGUUAAACUCAUACUAGUGCAGAGUCGCUAGUCUUAAAAUUGUUUGUUGUUCUUAAUGCAGAGUAUUAAAUAUAUUGGAAAGUA
Molecule: messenger RNA, 4193 nt
Organism: Bombina bombina (fire-bellied toad)
Lineage: Eukaryota; Metazoa; Chordata; Amphibia; Anura; Bombinatoridae
Gene: TFDP1
Product: transcription factor Dp-1
Exons: 12
Coding region: 774-2012 (412 amino acids)
Biological process (GO): regulation of transcription by RNA polymerase II; regulation of cell cycle
Cellular component (GO): transcription regulator complex; nucleus
Molecular function (GO): DNA-binding transcription factor activity, RNA polymerase II-specific; RNA polymerase II transcription regulatory region sequence-specific DNA binding
Source: RefSeq, a predicted model, not a curated record